Anolis carolinensis (green anole) is the source of this 4009-nucleotide messenger RNA. It is a transcript of the gene tdrd1, whose product is annotated as tudor domain containing 1. NCBI's taxonomy places the organism in Eukaryota, Metazoa, Chordata, Lepidosauria, Squamata, Anolidae. Bases 489 to 3878 code for a protein of 1129 amino acids. The record is from RefSeq and is a predicted model, not a curated record. The transcript has 26 exons.
CGCAUGCGCGAACGAGCUCCAGUCACCUCAACGUUCGGGCGCGAUUAGAGAAAAGGCCACGCGGCGGUUUCUUGAACGGGCAGCGCGAGCGUCGGCCGUUAAGUUCGCGUUCCGACCCUGGUUGUGAGGCGGCCUGGACCCCGGCUGUCUGGAGUUCUCUCCUAGUGACUCCGUUGGGAUUCAGGCGAGACCAUAAAUCCUGGUGUGGGAUUACUUCGAUGCAGGGGGACCUCAGGCCUCGUCGGUCGGAAGGGCCUCUGCGGGAGUCUGCGCACCCUAAUUGCAUCCGCCGAAUAAUGGAAAAAUACCAAGGAGUUCUCAAAGGCUUUUGUGACCAGGGUCACUGGGUUGCUGUGAGUUUCCUGGGCUGUAUGACCAUGUUCCAGAAGCAUUAUUUCCAGACAUUUCACCUGCAUCUAUGCCAGGCAUCCUUAGAGGUUGUGAGUUACUAAACCACAUCCUUAAAGAUAUCAGGAAUUUAUGUCAAUAUGGAUGCAUGCAAGAUGCCACAGAGAUUUCAUUUAAGGAAUCGAAAUUUAUCCCCGAGAAUUCCACGCACGGUUCCCAAUGGCAAGGGUGUUUUACUUGAAGAUAAAACAUCAGCAAUGCUCAAGAAUUUUUCAAUUUGUGACCAGGUUAAAUUGUUUGUUGCUGAUCAUGACAGCAAUAUCAUUGAAAAUAGCCAUGAUGGCUCUGAAAAUGUGUAUCACAAACAAAUAACUGGAUCAGAACUAAAUGGAGGAGAACUGAAAGGGGAUUUGGCAACCAUUAAUAAUCUCAGUAAUUCGCUGCUGCCUUCUGCAAAGGAGAUACACUCUGUGAAUAUCAUAUCUGCUUCAACAAUGAUACCAUCAAAGCAAAACACAUUAAAGAGCAUCCCUGACAAUGCCUUAUCUGGAAACUGUGAUCUGAAGUUCAAUCCCUUAUUUGAGCCCAAGUGCCAUUUUUGUGGACUAUUUGGGUUCUUGCGAUGUACACAGUGUAAACAGGUAUAUUACUGUUCGGUGGCAUGCCAGAAGAAAGACUGGCAAAAACAUAGUGUGGUAUGUAAGAAAGUUCAAUUGAAUACAGAUAAAGCUGAAGAUAAUCCAAAACCAUCAAUUGAAAUAAAGAACAAGGAAAAUGUGGUAUCUGUGAACACUAAUAAAACAGUAGAACAGUGCAAGAAAACAAUGAUUUCUGAUUUGGGCAUGUUGGAGCUCAGAAAAAAUAUGAAAGUAGAGGGCACAGUGACCGAAUUUCUUAAUCCUCAUGAAUUCUACAUACAAAUCAAGACAGUAGAAGUUCAAACUAACAUAAGAAAACUUUCUAAGGAACUCAAAAAUCAAGUUGGAAUAAAUCUAAAUGAAUAUUUUCCUAUCAAAGGGGAAGUUGGCAUUGCACAGUCCUCCUUGGAUCAGAAUUGGUAUAGGGUGCUGAUCAAAGAGGUGGACAUCCUUAAAAAGAAUGGUCACGUACUAUAUAUUGACUAUGGAAAUGAAGAUAAUAUACCACUAAACAAAAUUAAACAAUUGCCCAAAGAUAUUGCUCAACUUCCACCCUGUGCCGCUAAAUGCUCUGUUGAAAAUGCUCUUUUUGUUAAAGAAAAAUGGAAUGCAGUCUCCCGCAAUACUGUUGCUCCACGUCUUAAAGGAAUGCGUUGUUUCUUAACUAUUACUAAUAUUUUGAGGGGUGAAAUUCCGUGUUUCAUUGUAGAUGUUACUUUACCAGAUUCUGGUAAACACUUACAUGACAUGCUCUUGGAAAUAGAAAAUGUUUUGAAUUUAAAAAAUGUGCAUAUUGAGAUGGGUAAUUCAACUACUGGUUCUGCGAAUAAAAGUAACAUUCAAGAAAAUAAAUGUGAAAGCAAAGAUCAUAGUGAUUGUCUGACUCCAAAGGUUAUCUCACUAUCUAUAGGAGAUUCAUUUUGGGGUUUGGUGUCCCAUAUACAAACUCCAGGAGAUUUUUUUUGUCAGCAGAUAAAAAAUGGGAGCAAACUUUCCAAACUUCAAGUAUCGCUGAACGAACACUGUGAGAAAAUCUCUACCAUGAAAGAUUUCUCCCCAGCAAUAGGAGAAAUGUGUUGUGCUCAGUUUACAGAAGACCAACAAUGGUAUCGUGCAUUGGUUUUGUCCUUUGUUUCUGAAAACACAGUUCUAGUGGAUUAUGUAGACUAUGGAAAUGUUGAAGUUCUCGACUUAUGUAAACUUCGACCAAUCGUUCCAGAAUUAAUGGAACUACCAGCCCAAGCUAUUAGGUGUACUCUAUCAGGUGUGAAGCCAGUAUCUGAAACCUGGUCCACAGAAGCAACUUCAGUCAUGAAGAAGCUAUUUCAUAAUAAAGUGGUCAUCAUAAAAGUAUUGACUAUGAAGGAAAAUAAUUUUGUAGUAGAAAUUACAGAUGACUCCAUGACUCCAAUAAUAAAUGUCUCAAGUUACCUCUUAAAAUCAGGAUAUGCAGUAGAAGAGUCACCUGCAGCAGUAGUAACUGAAUCAAGAACUACUACCUCGGAAGAAAUGAGUGGUCAAAAGCUGGACCAACUUGAUGCAUCCUGGGUCACAUUGACAGCUAAACAGGUGGCAGAUGUGAUUGUGUGUGUGCUGUUCAAUCCCAGUGAAUUCUACUGCCAGGUGUACUGCCAUAAAGACUUGGUUGCACUAGAAGAACUUAAUUUAUCUUUAAUGGAAUACUGUGAGAAAGCAGCUCCAUGUGUUUCCAAAAUCACAAAGGGCGAGCUGUGCUGUGCUUAUUACUCUGCUGAUGGUAGGUGGUACCGAGCCUUAGUGAAAGAUGAUGCUUCUAUUGAAGUUCAAUUUGUGGAUUAUGGCAAUUGUGAAAAAGUUACCCUGGAUAAAAUGAGACCAAUUUCAGCAACAUUUAUGAAACUCCCAUUUCAGGCAAUCAGAUGUUGCCUAUCAGGUGUGUGCCCAAUAAAUAAGGAAUGGAGCAAUGAAGCGACAGCAGCACUUCAGAAGUGGAUAGUUGGAAAGAAACUUCAGGCAAAAGUGGUUUCUUCAAUAAAAAAUAGUGCUGAAAUUGAACUUACUGACAAUACUACUGGUAGUCCAAUACUGAUAAAUGACAUUCUAGUUAAUGAGCAUUUGGCUUUUAAAAAAGAACUCAUGUUAAAUAAAAAAAUGCCUUCAGUUGAAUUAGCUCACGAUUUUCAAGAAAUGUCUCUAAAUGUAGAGUGGACAACAGUCAAAUUUGCAGUUGGUGAAACAGUGUCUGUACGUGUAUUAGAUGUAAUAAAUCCUGAGUUAUUCUAUGUCAUGCCAACAAAGCCCAAAGUGGAUCUACAAGAGCUCCAUAAGUUAAUGACUGAACUUGCUGAUUUCUGCAGCUUUCAAAAUGGUCAUCCCUUAAAACCAAAAGUUGGUGAACCGUGUUGUGCCAGGUUCUCAGGUGAUAACAAAUGGUACCGUGCUCUUGUUCUGAGAAUUUUAGUUUCAGAAGUGAAAGUAGUAAAUGCAGACUAUGGAAAUGUGGAAGUGUUGCCAUUUUCUAGACUACUGCCAAUAACUUCAACCUUUUUGGAAUUACCUUUUCAAAUACUGAAGUGUUCCUUAGCAGGGAUUACAGCACCAGCAACAGAGAAGAUCAAAAGUCUCUUAUUUAAUGAGUGUGUCAUAAUUACAGUAAAAGGAGUCAAUAAAAAUAUUCAUGAAGUAACUAUCCAGAAAAAUUGUGAAAAUCGUACUCUAGAAACAGCAGAUGAAAUGGUAAUUGAAAACUCUGUCUGCUGCAUCAGUGGAAAUCAAUGUGCAGAGAAAGAUAAGUUCUGCUUUACAGAUUGGAAAAAGCGAGUUGUAAAGCUUGAAAAGAUUGUUAAUUUUCUACUUAAAGAUCGUUUUGGUGAAGAUGAACCUCCUGAAAUUGCAAAAUUUUUAGAACAAUAAAGGCUCACUAUAAUACAUGUAAUGAACUAUAUAACACAGUAGUGGUUCCACACAUAAGUAGUACACAAUAUGAAUAUUAGAGCAUCAUAUACAUGUAACAUACACAGAAACCAUACUCAGUCCUAAGGUAU